AUGAGCGACCACGAAGACGUCGGCAAAGAAGUCACAGCUCUGACUCAGAACCCGAGCAUGAUCGGAGAGAAAGGUACAGAGACCGUUCCCCUUGUCGAAGCCACCACAAGUCCAGACGACACUCACGUUCCGCUUCUCCUAAGCCCUUUCAAGCAGGAGCGAGGCUCGGAAACACCUACAAUAGAGAAACAGAAGCCGAACUUCGCGCCCAGUGGAAAGCUCGCUGCAGCUUCGAACACUGUGCAAACAGCUGGCCAAACCAUUGUCCUGAAAUACCACGAGCCUGCUGAAGCACGCAAGCCACCCGCAAGAGACGCAUGGCGCAUGUACAUCUUCAAGAACGACGAAAUUGUUGACACAGUACAACUUUUUGAGCAGUCAUGCUGGUUGUUCGGUCGUGAGAUGGCAGUCGUGGACAUUCCCAUCGAGCACCCUAGCUGUUCCAAACAGCAUGCAGUCAUCCAGUUUCGAUACAGCGAAAAGAGAAAUGAAUUUGGCGACAAGAUUGGAAAAGUGAAGCCUUAUGUGCUUGACUUGGAAAGUAGCAAUGGCACUUUCAUCAACGAGCAGCGAAUUCCAGAUGCAAAAUACGUCGAAGUAAAGGACAAAGACGUGAUCAAAUUCGGAGACAGCAGGAGAGAGUAUGUUGUCCAGUUGCCCAAAACCUAA
Messenger RNA from Lithohypha guttulata, 669 nucleotides. RefSeq lists its product as uncharacterized. The transcript is spliced from 2 exons. Gene Ontology annotation, cellular component: nucleus. NCBI's taxonomy places the organism in Eukaryota, Fungi, Ascomycota, Eurotiomycetes, Chaetothyriales, Trichomeriaceae. Gene Ontology annotation, molecular function: mRNA binding; protein binding. The coding region runs from base 1 to 669 and encodes 222 amino acids. Gene Ontology annotation, biological process: maintenance of RNA location; mRNA splicing, via spliceosome. The record is from RefSeq and is a predicted model, not a curated record.